Molecule: messenger RNA, 903 nt
Organism: Aspergillus fijiensis CBS 313.89
Lineage: Eukaryota; Fungi; Ascomycota; Eurotiomycetes; Eurotiales; Aspergillaceae
Product: WW domain binding protein 11
Exons: 1
Coding region: 1-903 (300 amino acids)
Biological process (GO): RNA processing
Source: RefSeq, a predicted model, not a curated record
AUGCCGAAAGAUAAAGAGCGCACCAUGAACCCUGCCGCGGCGCAGCGGAAACUAGAUAAGCAGAAGAGCCUGAAGAAGGGCAAGGCCGAAGCGUUGGCCCGCCGGAAUGAGAAACUAGCCCGUCGCAACCCGGAGCGCAUCCAGCGCCAGAUUGAUGAGAUCAAGUCCAUAGAGGCAUCGGGACAAAAGCUGCGGCCACGUGAUCAACAGUUGCUCGAAGCCCUCGAACGAGAUCAUCGCGCGGUGCUCAAGGCUCGAGAAGCACUGGGAGAUAAGGCUCCCAAAUUUGCGAGCUUCGGGUCUAGAAGCGGCGGAGACCGCGACGGUGACGAUGGAAGCGUUUUAGGGAAGCGCAGGAGGGAUGGUGGUGGUGGUGGCGGCGCCGGGCGCUUUGGACGGCAUGAUCGGGAUAGUGAGAGUAGCGACGAGACAGAUGAGGAGGUGCGAAGGAUACCCAUGCCUCGGGAUACACCCCCGCCGAUUCCGCGCCAGUUCCAGAGAAGACCAGGCGGCGACCAGGCCCAGGGUACACGAGGACCACAUGCUCUUCCUGCAAAACCCCCCGUUGUCGAAGCUAAGGCAGUCUAUGAGGCUAAGCCGCAGAUCAGAGACCUGCGACAGGAGGCCAUCAACAAAUUCAUUCCCGCUGCCGUCAGAGCUAAGCAGGAUUCUAUACGAGGGCAGGGUAAGCUCUUGGAGCCGGAAGAGAUGGACCGGCUAGAGCAAGCAGGUUACAAGGCAGAAAUGGGCCCAGCAGGGGUAGCAAAGGCAGCAGAGGCCGUAGGUCAACCAGAAACGACAGACGACGACGCCCAAAGGCGAAUGCUUGAAGAGGAGGAAAGGAGGUUCAACCAGGAGCUUCGAUCUGUUCAAAUCGAAGAAGUUGAAGAUGAGGAGGCAUAG